UAAUGAAUUGAGUAGCUGACUAGAGGUGUCAAUUCGAGUGUCUGGAUCAAAUUCGACAAAUUCGAGUUGAAUCUUUUUUAAAUUUGAAUCUUACUAAAUUAUUGAGUUCAUAAACUUCACACGAGUAAAAAUCUGAGGAUUAUUAUUUUUUUUUUUAUGAGUUGGUUUUACAUCGGGUCAGUUGGUUUCUUUUUUUACACCUCUAUUUAUUUCUAAACUUUGUGCCCGCGGAAAUGACUGCAAAGUGCACACUUAUAAACAGUUCACCACCUCACUGCCAACGCCAAAACUAAACCUCAAAUCACCAAAAAUAUGGAGAAAAACUCCGACAACCCACCACCGGAAAACCACUCUCCGCCGGUAAACCACCAAUCAAUACCACCUUCCGCCAUAACUACAACCCAGAAAACCACCCCAAAACUCCAACCAAAACGCUUCAUACGCAACCAAAUCCCUUCCUCAAUCCUCAACAAUCCCUCCUUAAACGCCGCAAUCUCUCUCCUCCCAUCAAAUUACAACUUCGAAAUCCACAAAUCCGUUCAUCGAAUCCUCUCUCUCUCCUCGCCUUCACCGCGCAUCGCGCUCCAACUCCCCGAAGGGUUGCUCAUGUACUCCCUCUCUCUCUCCGACAUCUUCCGCACCUUCGCUUCUGCUUCCGACGUCUUCGUUCUUGCUGACGUUACUUACGGCGCUUGUUGCGUCGACGACCUCUCUGCUGCUGCCCUUGGCGCUGAUCUUCUCAUUCAUUACGGACAUAGUUGUCUUGUUCCGGUGGAUAAUACGGUCAUACCUUGUUUGUAUGUUUUUGUUGAAAUUGGGAUUGAUGUUUCGAAACUUGUUAAGACUAUUGAAGUGAAUGAAUUGGGUAGUAGGAAUUUGGCUGUUGCUGGGACUAUUCAGUUUGCUGGGGCAAUUAGGGGGGUUAAGGUUGAGCUUGAGAGAUUAGGGUUUAGGGUUUUGGUUCCCCAAUCGAAACCGUUGUCUGCUGGGGAGGUUUUGGGGUGUACUGCACCUAAGGUUUCAAUGAAGGAUUUUGGGGGUGUUGGGGUUGGUGGGGAUGAUGGGGAUUUGGUGAUUGUGUUUGUUGCUGAUGGGAGGUUUCAUUUAGAGGCGUUUAUGAUUUCGAAUCCCGGGGUUAAGGCGUUUCGAUAUGAUCCAUAUUUGGGGAGGUUAUUUUUGGAGGAGUAUGAUCAUAAAGGGAUGAAGGAUUCGAGAAUGAGGGCGGUUAUGAAGGCGAAAGAGGCUAAGAACUGGGGAGUUGUGUUGGGGACGCUAGGGAGGCAGGGGAACCCGAAGAGUCUUGAGAGGUUGGAGAGGAAGAUGGAGGAGAAAGGGAUGUCGUGGACAGUUGUUUUAAUGUCGGAGAUAUCACCUUCUAGGAUUGAGUUGUUUGAGGAUUCGAUUGAUGCUUGGAUUCAAAUUGCUUGUCCCCGAUUAUCGAUUGAUUGGGGGGAGGCUUUCCAUAGGCCUUUGUUGAAUCCAUUUGAGGCUGAGAUUGCGCUUGGCUUGAUUCGUGGUUGGUGGGAGAGAGAUGAUAGCGUUGUUGGUGUUGAUUGUGGGAGAAAUGGGGGGAGUUGUGGUUGUGAUAAUGAAACUAACAAAGGUGGGGUUGAUCAUGGAGGUGAUUAUCCUAUGGAUUACUAUGCUCAGGAUGGAGGAGAUUGGAAUUCCAGUUACAUGAAGGGAAAAAAUCGCCCUACUAGAAGAAAUCUUUCCUCUUGGAAUUCAAGCAGAAGGCUAGGCAAUUUUGCAGUCCAAGUGGAAGAGCCGACAUGACUUGUAAUACUCUUUCAUCUUGUCUAUGUUUGUUUAUGUGGAUUUUCUUGUUCUUAACUGAUUGAAUGUACGAUAUUCGUUUACAAGAAAUGAAAGGGAUGUCCAUUUUUUCUUA
Messenger RNA from Chenopodium quinoa (quinoa), 1891 nucleotides. Its product is annotated as 2-(3-amino-3-carboxypropyl)histidine synthase subunit 1-like. Lineage: Eukaryota; Viridiplantae; Streptophyta; Magnoliopsida; Caryophyllales; Amaranthaceae. Bases 313 to 1776 code for a protein of 487 amino acids. Gene Ontology annotation, molecular function: 2-(3-amino-3-carboxypropyl)histidine synthase activity. Gene Ontology annotation, biological process: protein histidyl modification to diphthamide. The transcript has a single exon. The record is from RefSeq and is a predicted model, not a curated record.